CAACCGCGAAUUAUCCACAGUCGUGCGCCGGCAGCCGACGGAGAAGGACGGUGUGGGGCGUAUCGGGACGCUGUGUUGUUGUUCGCAACUGAAAAGGUUAAAUGGUAAUAACCGACCAUGUACAACCUGAAUGUGAACGUGAAUCCUAGUCCAACGGCUGCCGCGGGUCUUCUCGGUGUCGCGGCGGCCGAGGUCACACCAAGGACACCGGAAAUCGUAAACUCCCUAAUCGCCAUGACCAAUCCCUUCGAGGGUUACACGAACGAGAAGAGCAGGGAUCGUACGGACUCGACUAGCAGCGGUGAGCCGAGCCCACCGAGUGUUCAGCACACCUGUAGUCAGCUCAUUAAAGAAGGAUUGAAGUUGACGCUACAAACAAAAAGACGAGCCAACGGUAGCGGAGAUGACACCAAGAAGAGGACGAAGAAGGAAGAUGGCAGCGCGGACGACGAGGAAGAGGACGAAGCGGGAAACAACAACAACCGCAGUGGACUGACACCAGAGGACGAGGAAAGGCGUAGAAGACGACGCGAACGGAACAAGAUCGCAGCCACAAAGUGUCGACUAAAGAAGCGAGAAAAGACGGUGAUCCUAGUAAAGGAGUCAGAGAUCUUGGAGACGCAAAAUCACGACUUGAAGUCGCAGAUCCAGGAGCUGGAGACACAGAGGCGUAGGCUGGUGGACAUGUUGAGCUUCCACAGGCCAACGUGUCUGAAGCAAGGCGGCAACGACACCUCUUAUCAGCAGUACGCGGAGCCGCUGCAGUUGCCCAGUUACCAAGAGAACUUCGUGCAACCUCCUCCAGCGUUGAAUCAACCUCAGAACUGUGUGACGGAGUACCCGGUGAAGGUGGAAGAGUACGAGGGCGAGUUUUAUCGGCAGGAGAGCCCGUACGUGCCCACCACGGACACCGGUUGUACGGUUUAAUAGCUUUAUCCAUCGCAAGCAACGUCUGAGGAGUUGCCUUUGAGGAAAUCCGGUUUACCGGCUUGGAGAAGCUGCUGGGGGUAGUUUUGUUGAAGCUGGUGAACGAACGGUCGUAUGCAUUCCAAGAAGACACAUUGGCGCAAUUAGACAGGAUCCCCUAGACGAAUGUUGUGAUGACCUGAUGGGGUGAUAAACUGUAUGACAAUGAUCUAACGCGUUGAAUCCUAGUUGCGCCAAUGAAGACACUAGAAAAGUGGAAACAUCCGAGUUAACUGAAGACCAGGAUUUCGUUCUGUGCAAAUGUGUGAUCCUUUCGUUUCCGGUAAAUCGGACUUCCUGGAUCUCCCUUCUCUGUUUAAUCGCAAGUCUUGUAGCUCGUAAGUUGAUUAUGGUAGCAGCGUCGCUCUUGUUUCUUCUCUUUCUCUUUGUCCUCUAUCUUCUCUUUUUAACACGAUCCUUUAUACUCGAAACGUUCGACGUUGAACGCCUGAAGACAUUCCUUGAAAGUAACCCUUCUUGAAAGUAAGUAACCAAUUCCUCGAACAUAAGUACUGUGACAUUCUAAGAUAUAAUUAAUGUAAGGUAUGAACGAAUCGUUUUUGCGAUGCUCGAGAUAUUGAAAAUUGAAGAAAAGUUUGUUUUCUUUUUGAUCCCCAAUUAAGAUAAUUUUUUUUAUGAUUAUCAAUCAAUAUUUUAAAUUGAGCAUCGCAAAGAUGUUUUGGUUAUUUUAAGUGAGAAUCGAGAGUCCCUUUAAAAUUGCAGUCUGCGUUAUUGCCGUUAUUUUUUUCACACGCGACCGCUUCUCGAUUCACCAGUGAGAAACCAAGUAUAACUCGUAACUCAGCGUAAGUCUUCUGAUAUUGUUCACGACUAUUGCGACGCGGUUCUGUAACGCGUUCAAAGGAUACUUAUAAUUAUACGAAUAAUCGAACGAUAUUUAAUAUUGUAAAUGUGCAUAUUUUAUAUACAGUGAUGGGCAACUGUGCCCGCAGCGGUGCAUCGAAGUGCAGGUGUAUAUUCGCGGGUACUGAUGGGUUCAUUUCGUAAUUUUAUAAUUUGUACUUUCUAUAUUUUUAAAUUGUCAAAUUUUUAGAUUUCUAAAUUUUUCAAUUUGAAGUCACUAUGUACACCAGUGCCCGUAAGUCUUUCGGCGGACUCACGAUUUGUCCAUCGCUGUUUUAUACGGAUAUACGUAUGUUAUGUAUUUACACUCGCAGACACGCACAUAUGAAUACAAACACACAUGCGCGCGCGUCAUUAACAGUUAAUGAACACGUACAAGUACAUGACGAUUAAUGACAAAAACCGAACGACAUACCUCAAUUUUGUGGGUAGUUACCCUCCCCAGGUGCGUUUGCGCUAAACAAGUAUCAGGAAUUACUUUCAAAUUUAAUCCGUAUAACUCUAAGUGCGUGAUUUCAUCAAUUUUUGUACAUUUGAUACACAGAGAAAUGCCAAAGAAUCUACAGAACUAUUAGUCGAUCGGAACAAGUUGUGCUACAAAAUUAUCGAUUGUGAAAAUUCGGCAAACGCACUUUGGGCUACGCUUAAGCGUUUUUGCAAUUUAUGGAAGCUAGUUUAAUACUUAGCCAAACGCGACUCGCCUAAAUAGUCCACGGACUAAAAAUGCUUUUCAUCUUCGGAAUGUUACCGCCAGUUCAUCUAAUGAAGGAGAAGAUUUUUCUUGCACUUCGUGAAACGUGAAGUGAGACAAAGUCUUCCUCUUAUUCUUCACGAGAUUAAGCAUCUACGAGCAUUAAUAGGGAUGUUUUUUUUUAAUGCGUAGAACGAAUGUCAACACGUGACAAUUGCACACGUGUGGUGCUACAUAUAUAUAUAUUUGCUUUUUAUAUAAAUUUUAUUAAGUUGCCUGAAGAGAGUAUUUAAUAGUUUAAUACACACGUUAAGUGUAUAAAUAUAUUAUCGAUGUCUAUUUGCUAAUGUAAAGUUCAGAAAGUAUCAGACCUAUCAAGAGUUUAUAUUUAUAUACGAAUCUUUUUCUAUUGUUGACAUAUUGAGAAGAAAAUCCGAACACGGUGAAAUUAUUAUUAAUAUUAUCGACGUACUAAACAAUCUUUAAGUAUUGGAUUUAUCACACGCAGUUAUAUUAAGCAAUCACUAUUUGAUUAUUUUUCUUUUUGUGGACAAUUUGCAGACUGUUUUGGAAGUAUUGCAUUUUUUCUUUUUUAUAAAAAUUCUGAUCGUGUUCUAGGAAAUACACGUUCUGUUAAAAAUCAUCAACAAAAUUUACUAUUCUUUUUUAAAUAUAGAGUGUAGUUUGAUAUAAUUACGUUUGCUAUCCAAUAUAUACUGCCAUUAUUAAAAUCCCAGAUACAGUCAUUUAUGGUAUCGGGCUCUAAGUUCAUUAUCUUAUUAGUAAAAUGUAUUAAAAAGUCUUUCUAGAAAAUAAGAGCAAAAUAACUUUAAUAACAAAAUAGCAAACAGUAUAUAAGAUUUUAUUAAUUGUAACAAAAUUGUACUAUUGUCUUUUAUUACUGAGUACCUGGCCAUGGAUUUCCAUGCGACAGCUAUUUUUCCCUAGGAGAGAUGCAUUGAAUCAAAUGACUAGAAAAAUGGCUGACAAAAUUUUAUCGUUGUAACCUAAGGGAAAAUUUUAUUCUUUAAAUAAAAGUGCCUUCGAUACUAAUA
Messenger RNA from Megachile rotundata (alfalfa leafcutting bee), 3576 nucleotides. RefSeq names its product Activating transcription factor 3 (gene Atf3). The record is from RefSeq and is a predicted model, not a curated record. Gene Ontology annotation, biological process: regulation of transcription by RNA polymerase II. Gene Ontology annotation, molecular function: RNA polymerase II cis-regulatory region sequence-specific DNA binding; DNA-binding transcription factor activity, RNA polymerase II-specific. Gene Ontology annotation, cellular component: nucleus. Lineage: Eukaryota; Metazoa; Arthropoda; Insecta; Hymenoptera; Megachilidae.